Messenger RNA from Mirounga angustirostris (Northern elephant seal), 1014 nucleotides. It is a transcript of the gene SMIM22, whose product is annotated as small integral membrane protein 22. NCBI's taxonomy places the organism in Eukaryota, Metazoa, Chordata, Mammalia, Carnivora, Phocidae. The transcript has 2 exons. Gene Ontology annotation, biological process: regulation of cell population proliferation. The record is from RefSeq and is a predicted model, not a curated record. The coding region runs from base 567 to 932 and encodes 121 amino acids.
CUCCCUCCCACCUUCCCUUCCUACUGUCUUCUUCCCUCCCUCCUGUCUUCAUUCAUGAGGUCCGCAGAGGCCCAGGGCACACUGUGUUCCAGGCUGCUCAUCUGGUCUACUGGGAGAAAGGGAAAAAUCCGCCCAUGAAGAGGCUUAGGGGGCCGUGGCUACCUCCCUGGGUCCCGCAGCACCUGCUGCUGUCGGGAGGCUGUAAGCACACCUGCUGGGCACAGGCCCCGCCCUCCGGCGUCUGGCCACCCCCUGGGAAGGGUGGGACUGGUUGCCAAGGUGCAAGGGCCUCAGGUGGCAACUUUCGCGGAUCCGGAAGCAGGAAGUAGUUGGUGUUCUCCGGACCAGGGACCUGCCUGGCUGGGGGAGCUCGGAGGCUGGUGGGGACCUGGCGGGGGGAGCGGGAAGGGACAGGGCAGGGGCCGAGGGGUGGCGUGGGAGGGGGGCAGGGGCAGGGCAGGGGCUGGACUGCGGGAGGCCUGGAUGCAGCCCAGCUCCAGAGAACAGGGUUCUGAGGCAGCCCCUGGGGGGCCGGGGCAGGUGGCACCCAGAGGCCUCAAGCUGAGAUGGACUUGGCGGAAGACCUGGAGAAAGAGCUGGAGACCACAGCCCAGGAAGUGCUGGGGAAACUGAGGAGCCAUGAGCUGUUCCAGUCCAACUGGGACACUGCUGCCUUCAUCAUCUUCCUCAUUUUCCUCGGCACCGUGCUGCUCCUGAUGCUGCUCGUUUGUACCCACUGCUGCUGCCACAGCUCCUGCAGUCGCCGCGCCUCCAGACCCCAGAAGGUGAGCCCCGAGCAGGUGAGCCCCGAGCAGGUGAACCCCACUGGCCCCCGGGGCUGGGCCGGUGUCAGGGACAGUCUGGAACUGCCCUGGGGAGAGGAGGGUGUUGGGGCUCCUGUGGGGAGGGGCCGGCAGGGCACCCACGAGUGAAGCCUCUCUUGCAGGAACACCCCAGGGGAGUGGAUAACUUGGCCCUGGAACCUUAACACGGCGAGCCCACCAGCCCCCCCCG